Molecule: messenger RNA, 966 nt
Organism: Ananas comosus (pineapple)
Lineage: Eukaryota; Viridiplantae; Streptophyta; Magnoliopsida; Poales; Bromeliaceae
Product: transcription termination factor MTEF1, chloroplastic-like
Exons: 1
Coding region: 39-881 (280 amino acids)
Biological process (GO): regulation of DNA-templated transcription
Molecular function (GO): double-stranded DNA binding
Source: RefSeq, a predicted model, not a curated record
CACUCCACCACCCAUAACCCCCUCCCCCAACCGCCGCCAUGUCCGCACUCAGCUCUCUAUGCGCCGCCGCUGCCAUGCCGAAACCGUCGGCCGUGACCCUCCGCGGGGCCGAAUUCCCCCUCCCCUUCCCCGACAUCCCGACACCGCUGAAAGAAAAGAUCAUCAGCCUGGAAGUGAUGGGCGUGGACUCCGGCCGCGCCCUCUCCCUCAACCCGGCGCUCCGCACCGCCUCCCCCGCCUCCGUCCACGCCGUCGUCUCCUACCUCCAAUCCAAGGGCCUCCUCUUCAAGGACCUCGCCCGCGUCCUCGGCAUGUGCCCCUCCAUCCUCACCGCCGACGUCCGCGCGCACCUCUCCCCCGUCUUCGCCUUCCUCUCCCGCGACCUCCGCAUCCCCGGCCCCGACAUCCGCCGUGUCGUCAACAAAUGCCCGCGCCUCCUGACAGCCAGCGUGCGCGACCGCCUCCGGCCCAACCUCCUCUUCCUGCACCGCCUCGGCUUCACCGACCAAACCGCACUCGCCUACCGCGAUCCCAUACUCCUCGUCGCCAGCGUCGAGAACACGCUGAUGCCGAAGCUCGACUACUUGGCGUCUCUCGGGCUCUCGCGCGACGAGGCGGCGGCGAUGGUGCGGCGGUGCCCGGGCCUGUUCACGUUCAGCAUAGAGAAGAACUUCAAGCCCAAGUACGAGUACUUUGCGCAGGCCAUGGGGGGUAGUGCGGGGGAGCUUAAGGAGUUCCCGCAGUACUUUGCGUUUAGUUUGGAGAAGAGGAUCAAGCCCAGGCAUGUAAAGGUGGUGGCGAAGGGGGUGAAGAUGCCCCUCGCGGUUUUGCUCAAGAGCACGGAUGCGGAGUUUGAGGAGUUGCUAAGCAAAGGGUGUUAAUUAAUUACUCUUUUAAUGUAACAUGUAAUAAUAGUAUAAUUAGACCUGUACAUUAAUUUAAUUUAAUUUAAUUUAAUUUAUGUUA